CGCUUCCGUUUCCGGGGCUGCGCGGCAGGCGGCGGAGGAGAGCGGUGUGUGCGGGCGGGACGAGCGGGCACGAUGUGUCCGCCCCGAUGGCUGAUGGCGGGGCUGCUGCUGGCGGCACGCUGUGGGGAGGCCGCCGUAGCCCUCAUCAGCAGCCCCUUCGUCUCCCCGCAGCCCACGGAGACGGCGGGCGUUGCGACGCGGAGCAGCGUUGGGCGGCUGGCGGAGAUGCCGGUGCCGCCUGAGCAGGGCCAGCCCAUGACCCAGCGCGCACUGUCCGUGCUGGUGUUGGCCAGCGCCGCGCUCAUCGUCUACUUCGUGAUCCGGACAGUGCGGCUCAGAAGAAAUAACAGAAAAACAAGAAGAUAUGGAGUUUUGGAUACAAACUUAGAAAACAUGGAGCUGACACCACUAGAGCAAGAUGAUGAUGAUGAUGAUACAACACUAUUCGAUGCCAAUCAUCCUCGAAGAUCGGAACAGAAUGCACUCAAAAACUAAACACAGACUCAGGAAAAUAGCUGUGUAGUUAACAUUCUGAUAAGUACGUGCCUUGCAGUGAAAGAACUUAAUUCUUGAACCAGAGGAGGCUGCUUCACGGGGGAAAUAAGAAGCAAGAGGGUUUGCAAGCUGGGGAGAGGCUAAUUUAAACUAGCAUACUGUGGCAUCCUUACUUUGUUGCAAUAAAUAUUGUAUGAAUUUGUUGUAUCUUUCUGUAUAUAGAGAAUUGUAAAUGUACAGCCUAAUGAGAGAGGGUGCACUAAAAUGAAAACCUGUUUGGAAGGGAAAUGACUUGUAAAACAGGGUAUUUUUUGUUUGUACUAAUGCCUAAGUGUGGUAUACAGUUUUUCUACAGCAAUCUGGAAUGUUAACAGGUUUUUGGCUGAUAUUAAAUUAUAAGUAAACUUAACUGCUGUGGAUUACUCAGAAUUGUUACAACUCAGUUUGAAGUGAGGAGGUGCUUUACCCUUUGCAGACAAAAAGCCAAACUACUGCCUUUCAUGUUGAAAUUUUUUUUUUAAACUAAUAAACACGUUGUGUAUAAGUUUAAAUGAAAAAAUAAAUCUGUUCACAGUGUUUCUA
This is a messenger RNA of Coturnix japonica (Japanese quail), 1077 nucleotides long. The record is from RefSeq and is a predicted model, not a curated record. NCBI's taxonomy places the organism in Eukaryota, Metazoa, Chordata, Aves, Galliformes, Phasianidae.